AUGGAGGCAGAUAUUGAAGAGCCGGAAAGCAGCACUAUAGUGGAUUCCGAUCGAAGGGAUCUGGCUGAGGACCCUCUAGCGCGGGCAGUGGCAGCAGCAGCUUCGGCGUCGUUGUACAGCGCCUCUGGCAUGCCUCAUCGAUGUUUGGAUUUCGUACGAGU
Molecule: messenger RNA, 161 nt
Organism: Perkinsus marinus ATCC 50983
Lineage: Eukaryota; Perkinsozoa; Perkinsida; Perkinsidae
Exons: 2
Source: RefSeq, a predicted model, not a curated record